Zeugodacus cucurbitae (melon fly) is the source of this 1002-nucleotide messenger RNA. RefSeq names its product 60S ribosomal protein L23a (gene RpL23A). Gene Ontology annotation, molecular function: structural constituent of ribosome; rRNA binding. NCBI's taxonomy places the organism in Eukaryota, Metazoa, Arthropoda, Insecta, Diptera, Tephritidae. The transcript is spliced from 4 exons. Gene Ontology annotation, cellular component: cytosolic large ribosomal subunit; ribosome. The record is from RefSeq and is a predicted model, not a curated record. Gene Ontology annotation, biological process: translation; ribosomal large subunit assembly. Bases 121 to 924 code for a protein of 267 amino acids.
UCGGAACGCAACCAAAAAAAUGACAUUUGCUGACAUUCGACAUCGAAAUUCGAAAUUGGGAACUUCCGCCGUUUUGACAAAGACAGAAGAUUUUCCUUUCCAUUCCUUUUUUUCGUAGUAAUGGCACCCAAAAAGCCUGCCGAGAAAUCCGCUAAACCAGGCGACAAGAAGCCUGAGAAGAAGGCUUCGGCCACUUCAGCCGCUUCUGGUUCCAGCGCUAAGCCCGCUGCAGCUAAGAAGGCCGCCCCCGCCAAGAAACCCGCUACCGCAGCUGGUGGUGUGAAGAAACCAGUCGCAAAGAAGCCUGCCGCUGCCAAGAAGGUUGCCACCAAGACCAAGCCCAAGGCUAAUGUUGCCAAGAAGGCUGCCGCUGCUGGCAAGAAGCCACAAUCUUUGUUGGCUAAAUUGUCCGCCAAGGCUCGUGCUGCCGCUAAGGGCAAGAAAGUUGCUGCCAAACCAGGCGCUAAAUUGCAAAAGGGUACCGCAAAGGCUAAGGCUGUUGCUUUGUUGAAAGCAAAGAAAGUGCAAACUAAGAUUGUCAAGGGUGCUUUUGGUACACGCACACGCAAGGUACGCACCAGUGUACACUUCCGUCGUCCAAAGACUUUGGUUUUGCCCCGUCGUCCUAAAUACCCAAGGAAGUCGGUGCCAACCAGAAAUCGCAUGGAUGCUUACAAUAUCAUCAAAUACCCAUUGACCACUGAAGCCGCCAUGAAGAAGAUUGAAGACAACAACACAUUGGUGUUCUUGACUCACUUGCGUGCGAAUAAGAAUCACGUACGUGCCGCUGUACGUAAAUUGUACGACAUUAAGGUAGCCAAGGUCAACAUCCUGGUCAGACCAGACGGUCAGAAGAAGGCUUACGUGCGAUUGGCUCGUGAUUAUGAUGCGCUAGAUAUUGCCAACAAGAUCGGCAUCAUAUAAACGUUACGCGUUAUUCGUUUCUUUUAUAUAUAGAAAUUUUCAGAGAAAACAGACAUUAAAAAAACGGAUAAAAACUAA